AAAACAUCCGUGCGCGCAACGGAACGGUACAUUCGAUGGUGUGUGAUCGUUAGUAUCAUUUUAUCGGUUUCAUAUAUCACAGAAGUGUCCAUAUUUGAAACGAAAUAAAAAUCGCCCUAGAAUAUAUUAAUAGUUUAAUUCACGCGGUGUCGCAACGUCUUCCCACUGGCCAGGGGCUGAACCGACUUCACCGGGGGAAUGUUGACGAUGUAACAACAGGCAUGAGAACGAGCAGGCGCUCGCAUCUUUCUUGACUGUGAGUUUGUUUUAGCUUCAAUCUCAGACAAAUUAUUCAUCCUUUAUUCGUCAUUAAUGAGUUGUAGAGGAGCCAGUGAUGAUGACAGCUGCAGUAAACGGAGAGUCGCUUAUGUUUACAGCCAAGCGUACAUCGAGACUUGUGACACUUUAUCCAAGGUGCCAAACCGGGCGAGUAUGGUCCACUCACUGAUAGAAGCCUAUGGGCUGCUUGAACAUAUGAGCAUUGUGAAGCCUCGUGUGGCUACCAUAGAGGAAAUGGCCAAGUUCCACACAGAUUCCUACCUGGACCAUCUUCAUAAAAUCAGCCAGGAUGGUGACAACGAUGACCCCCAGUCAGUCGACUAUGGCUUGGGUUAUGACUGUCCAGUGGUGGAGGGCAUAUUUGACUAUGCAGCAGCGGUAGGUGGCGCUACACUGACAGCAGCUCAGUGUCUCCUGAACCAGAAGUGUGAAGUGGCCAUCAACUGGGCAGGAGGCUGGCACCAUGCUAAGAAGGACGAGGCAUCAGGUUUCUGUUAUGUGAACGAUGCUGUGUUGGGAAUCCUCAAACUUAGGGAGAAGUAUGAGAGAGUCCUUUAUGUGGAUGUAGACCUGCAUCACGGGGAUGGUGUGGAAGAUGCCUUUAGCUUUACAUCCAAAGUCAUGACCGUGUCUUUGCACAAGUUCUCUCCUGGAUUCUUCCCAGGUACGGGCGACCUGUGUGACACUGGGCUGGGUAAAGGCCGUUGGUACGCCGUGAAUGUCCCGCUGGAGGAUGGAAUCAAGGAUGACCGAUACUACCAGCUUUUUACCAGCGUGAUGCAGGAAGUACGGGCACAGUUCAACCCGGAGGCUGUGGUGAUGCAGCUGGGUGCCGACACCAUGGCGGGGGACCCCAUGUGCUCCUUUAACAUGACCCCAGUUGGGGUCGGCAAGUGUCUGCAGUAUGUCCUGCAGUGGCAGCUACCUACACUGCUGCUGGGAGGAGGAGGUUAUAACCUGGCUAAUACGGCUCGUUGUUGGACCUACUUGACGGCAGCAGUGCUGGGAAAGACUCUUUCCUCUGAGAUACCAGACCACGAGUUUUUUACAGAAUAUGGACCAGACUACUCGCUGGAAAUCAGCCCGAGCUGUCGACCAGACCGCAAUGACACCAAACACCUGGACCAGGUCAUCAGCACCAUCAAAGGGAACUUAAAGAACGUGGUUUAGAAGCCAGCAGCCUGAGCCUCCUCCACACACACACACACGCACACACACACAGUGUUUCCAAACCAGAUCCAUCCUCAGCAGCUUUAAUGAAGACAAUAUGAAGCAGACCCCUUUGGCCUGGAGGCACAGAGUGAAGGAGGGAGGGAUGAAGGCAGGAAAGAGAGCGAGAGAAGGUUUUGGAAAACAUUAGUUGAGUGUUUCCAGGGGAAAACAAUUUAAUCGGGGGGAUGAUGUGGUCUCUGUACAAUGUUCACUCAUUUUAAUCUUUUGUUGUUGUUUUUUUUAACGUAUGUGUGUUUGUGUGAACUAGAGAGUUUAUGGUAUGUUCAUUGUGGUUAUGUAAAAGUAAAUUACAGCAGGAUUUUAUAGUCGGUGUACCCCAAGUUUCUUGGCAUUAAAGGAUGCAUUCAUGUGCGUUCUAUCAGUCACACAUUGUAAACUAAAUGGAAAAACAGAUUUGUUAGGUGUUGGGUUUCACAUUCACCCUGGUGCUGCUGCUGCAAUUCUAGCCCGCUGAGGGCUGAUAAGCACUGUAACAGACAAAAAGUGAAACAGCCACAUUCCCCAAAUGCCCCAUUAUGCUUUAAAAAAAGACCUUGUGUUCCUGAACAGGUUUUGAAAGUCCUGAAAAGUAUGUGAAAUAUACACAGACACUUAGAGAACUUAGAAAGAAACAGUCUGGGAAAAAUUGGAAAAUAGCUGGUUACGGACGUUAGAGAUUGAUUUGCUCAGCCACAUUGUUUUGACCCCUGGGCAAAAUCUGCAAAUUAAACAUCUGGACAGAGUUUGGAAUUUUAAAUGGAAAAUAUUCAGGGAAAGCUAAGAAGAUUUUUCCAUAUACAGACAAUAGCAAUGAUUUCAUAAACCUUAAGGAGGUUUUCUGUAGAGGUUUUAGUAGCUAAUUUUAAUAUUGGUUUUCCAAAUUUAAUCUGUUUUGCUAAGGUAGAGUUCAGACUAUGUUUCUUUUCUGAAAUACCAAAUGGUUUUUCUUAAAAAAACAAAACAAACUGGAGGUAUUAAAACUUGUUUUUCACACUGGCAAUAAAACACUUAAAUAUUACUCAGCCUUUUGUCUAAAUAGUUUCACCCGGAACAUCGACCAGAUUCUUAGGUACAUGUGGAGGAAAUGGACCUGCAAUGUGGAAGGCAAUCUGUAGAAUUAACAGUUAUUUUAUUAAAAUUAAACACGAUCUUUAAUGUAGUUGCUUUAAAAGCGGUUGUCAUAAUGGUUACACAUGGAUAUUGUGAAAAUAAAUGUACAGAGGAUGAAAACAUUUUAAAAGCCACAUAUCAGACUUUCUAGGAACAACACUGCGUUUCAAGAUUCCUCCACACCCCUGAAGAAGGAUGCAAAGUCAUCAUCUGGUUAUUUCUAUGUCGUAGAUGGUUGGAAAGCUUCUAUACUUUUCAAGUGUUAUAUUUUAGGAUUCAUCUGUUGAUAUUUUUCUUUUCACUUUUUUAAAAGUAGACAAACUAAAGGGAACUCUUGCCUUAUCUUGUCAUUAUUAACAAGCUGCUGACUGUAAAAUAACACAUUUUAAGUUUAGAUACUUCCACCAUGUUUAAUUCUCAAUGUAUGUGUGGCACUUUUCACAAAACCCAACUUAUCAUUUGACAAAAAGCUUCAAAUCCAAUCUAGAUAAACAUGAAAACCUGUGUAAGAAUAUUUGAACAUUAAGUUCAUCGAUCACUUAUUUUGAGAACUGAUAUUGUCAUAGAAUGACUUUUUUAAACUGUUGAUGUGUUUUGAUGUUUACCACUGGCGUUUGCUGAAAUAAAAGACAGGAGAGCGUGUUAUUGUGUGCCUCUGCUGCAGUGGCCUGGUUAAUGGAGAGUACUAUUUGAAAAGAGGACCCUCAAAUGUUUCCCCUCAGAAAUGAUGUUCCCCAAAUAAAUGAUCUGGAAAUUCAACCAAAUGUAGGAGUCACUGGUCACAGCUGGCAUGUGCUGAACAGAAGUGAGCUCAUGUGUGUGUUUGUGUGAUACAGGAUUCCCCUGUGAUCCUUAUGAACACUGUUGCAGUCACCUCAGUGGUUUGAGCCCAACGUAGCCAAAGCAAAUGAAACUCAUUACACUGUUUACGAGUUUGGAAAAGGAGAGACCAUUGAAAUUCUAUCUCAUAGGUUGAGGUUGGGGGUUUACACGGUGCCAGGCAGGCCCUGGGCAGAUUCAGGGCACCGCGGGAAUUUCUGGUUGUCACAAAAAAAAAAGCAAAAGGUGGGGUUAUUUUUAAGAGGAAACUGAGUCCUUUUGGUUGUUUCUGGUGUGAAAUGUGGUCAAGCAAAACUGGAAAAAGCAUUUAAAGCGAUGGAGCUCUUGACUUCAUGUCUUCAUUGUUGUAUUUACAGCACUGGAGCCACAACAUUGGAUUUCAGCCCAGUAUCCUUUGGAAGUACAUCUGCUUUUGACCUUUCUCCACCUCAUGAUUUAUAUCCAGUGCUAAUGCUAGAAGAAGACAUAGAGGAUCUGGACUUUGAGGUGAAUGGGAGUGUAGCAAGUCUAACAGAACAGAAUAUUAGACAAUACAAGACAACGUUUAGAGUAUUUUCUACCUUCCCAGCCAGACUGUGAAGGCCCCACUAUGCUUUACACUUCUUUACACUACUCUUCCUGUGUGGGUCCAAAUUAAACUAGCAGGUGAAUAUACUGUAAUUUUAAAUGUCACUAUUACAAACUUAGAACACAAGCCUUUUAAUUUAUGAGCUGAAACAGGCCAUUUCACAUUCAAAAGAUCGAAUCUAGUCUAUUAAAUGAAUGUAGGACAAAUGAUCAGUUUCCUUGUUUUUCUGUUUGGUCAGAAGUUACACAAAGGUAGGUCAAGGACAACCUAUAAUGAAAUGACUUCAAGGAACAACAGGCCCGUGUCAAUUUACAGUGUGUGUUAAAUAACCUUUGUGCACUUGCAGCCCUCUCAGAGCACGGAAAUUACAGUAAAUGAGCUUGGGCUUUUCUUUGCUAUAAUUCAUUUGUAAUUUGUCUUUGGGAGACAUUUUCUUCCUCUAGACACAUGAAGAUUUAUUUUUUCCAGUAGGAAAGAGGGAGCUAGUGUUGGAAUCUGUGGAGCACAGCUUUGGAUUUAGUUUGGCUUAAAUAGAAGGUGAUGAGUUACUAAGCACAGUUGUAGUUGAGGCUGAGACAGACCAGACUGUAGCUAAACAGGUGGUUUUCAUUGUGAUCCACAGGUUAUUAUUUACUACAUUUCCCGUUCCGGUUUGGCUUGAACACACCUUUAUUGCUCUUUCCCAACGAUUUAUGCAAAUCAGCACCAGGCCCCUCCGCAACUUAGCUUUGAAUAACAUCUCAUUUGGCCCUCACUGCUGAUUAAUUUGAUAACCCGAAGCCCCGUCCUCCUUCUUCCUCUGUUGUUCUGUGGCUCCAGCUGCUCUAAACAUUUGCCUAAGUCUUUCAAAGCCUGCCUCAGCUUUGGGAAUUUUCCAAAACAAGAAAAAAAAAGUUUUCAUAGGUUUGGAAUACUGGGAAGCACUUUUUCAACCAAAUCCACCAACCUUGGGACAAAAGUCCACUUCUGGCAGUUUGACCAACAUGUUAUAAUUAAUUGUCCUCAGAGAUGGAAAUCACAAACGGUUUGUUUGAUUUGCAUAACGUCUCCCCCAGGGGAACAAAAUGACAGGGGCCUGCAUCUAUACAUCAACAUGUGAAGUGUCUGUGGUCAAUGGUGGAGGGGAUUUACUCACACAAUAAAGACAGAUGCCGCUUUUUAUCUGCUUAACGGAAGAGAGGCCGAGCACGUGGCACUUGACCGCGUUGAGGCAUGUUGUUGGCGCGUAGUGACGUCCCCCCUACCACAGAUCACUGAGAUGAAUGGGGAAUGGGGAAUAGACUUGUUCUUUUUGAGCAGGAGAUGGAGGAGGGACAGCAGGGCUUUUUCCUUGGAUGAAUUGGUGGAGGUUCCCCACAACACUUUCAGUGAUUUUUCUUUUCCCAAACAGUCACUGUUUGUCCCUUAUGAACAAAACAGGCUAAAUGGGCCCAGAGGAGAAGAGAAUCUGGUUUUCAUUGGGCCUGGUGUGGGGUUUAAGCCACUGCAGGUGACAGACAACAGACUUUUAAACAUUUUAACAGUCCAGCAGACCUAUCCUGUGAUUGUAGACCAUCAGUGAUCACCUCUGACUUCAAAAAAACACUUUAAAAUUUGCUUUGUCUUCCAGUAACCCUGGAACAUAUGGUAGGAUAGUGUAAAUUCAUUUGUUGCAGCAGGAAAAACGGAGAUGCAGGUUGGAAAAUGAGCAUUUUACAGUUUUAAAUGUGGUGAUUUUAUCCUACAUUUUGUUUUAUGACAGACUAAAACCUAACCAAACCAAAGUAUGACCAAUUCCACCAAUUAAAUAUACAAUUAAACUACAAACAGAGACCACUUUCCUAAUGGCAGUAAAAUGUUUAAUGACAUUGACAAUCAAGGACAUUCUGUGAUUCAGCCUUUCCACAGAUGUUGUUUCAUAUUUAAAAGCUGAUAAAUGAGCUGUUGAGAUUCGGCAUGACCUAAGCAGUGCACAAACUGUUGCAUUUCAACAAACUAACAUUAUUUAUGUAGUGAUGCAGAUGAUUCACAGACAUGCCAGGUCUCUGUCCCUCUCUGUGGCCAGUCUGCACUGGUCUGUUUGAUACUUGAUGCUUCAGAAUGAGCAACAUCUACCCUGCAAAGUGGGAGCUUCAAAACUCUGGAGGCUGGAUCUGCACAGAUAUGGAGCCGUGAACGUUUGACAAGCACAGGUGCAAUUAAUGUACUGGAUGAGAGCCAUUGCUAACACACUGUCAUGGCUUCCUGGGAUGCUUUAAUGUGUCAAAGCCAUUGUAAAAGUCAUUAAAGUCUGAAGGACAUUCAUCAUCUUCACAAAAGCUCAUCAAGACAAAUUAAGGUUGGUGAUGCUGUGAUCCAUUCACUAGACAGACUGUUGGUCCUGGGCAAUGCAGCAAAUCCUUGAUUGUGUUUUUAUGCUUUCAGUCGUUAUAAAUGUACAGAACCAUUUUUUAAUCUUUUCACUAUCCAUGCAAGGAUGCCACAAUAUGAUUAUUUACUCCUGACCAUAAGAGCAUGGGAACCACUUUGAACUUUUGUGCUUCUAGUUGCUAAACCUUAAUAAAUAAUGCAGACACACUGAUGAUGUACAAUGCACAUUUUAAAAGUCUGUAGACUGCCUGUGUCUUAACUUGUCAGGAUGCGACAAUAUUCAAUAAACUUUCUAAUGUCUCA
Molecule: messenger RNA, 6661 nt
Organism: Monopterus albus (swamp eel)
Lineage: Eukaryota; Metazoa; Chordata; Actinopteri; Synbranchiformes; Synbranchidae
Gene: hdac8
Product: histone deacetylase 8
Exons: 11
Coding region: 313-1449 (378 amino acids)
Biological process (GO): heterochromatin formation
Molecular function (GO): histone deacetylase activity
Source: RefSeq, a predicted model, not a curated record